Molecule: messenger RNA, 1512 nt
Organism: Scaptodrosophila lebanonensis
Lineage: Eukaryota; Metazoa; Arthropoda; Insecta; Diptera; Drosophilidae
Gene: Df31
Product: myristoylated alanine-rich C-kinase substrate
Exons: 3
Coding region: 242-757 (171 amino acids)
Source: RefSeq, a predicted model, not a curated record
UAACUGUGUGGACGGUUUUUGAAACGGCAGGCAGCAGCAACUUGAAGCGAAGCUACAUAAAAUAGUAGUAUAAAGCAAAAAAGCAAUUUGUACAAAUUUUUAAAAUUUGCCUAUUGUUUUAACUACGUGUUGAUUUAUACAUCGACGAGCCGUGUGCGUGUGCUUAUAUUUAUAUAUAAAUAAAACUAAACGUGUUUUUCGCGCUUCGCAUUUGAAAACUACAGUUAAACAAAAAAUCAAAAUGGCUGAUGUGGCUGAGCAAAACAAAGAGACCCCCGUUGUCGAGAAGGUUGCCGCUGAAGAAGUGGAUGCUGUGAAAAAGGAUGCCGUAGCUGCCGAUGAUGCUGCAGCUGAAGCAACAACCACAACAGAGAACGGCGGUGCCGCCGAAGAGGAAUCCAGCAGCAGUGCUGAGGGCGCCAAGGAGAAUGGUGCCGCUGCCGCCGAUACCGCCGCUGCUGCCGAUGCUGUCGCGGAUGCAGUCGAUGGUGAGAAGGCCGCUGCUGCUGGCGAUGCAGCCGACGCAGAGAAGAAAACAGCUGAGGCGACCAGCGAGGCAGCUGCUGCUGAGAAUGGCGAUGAGGCCAAUGGAGACUCAACAGAUGCACCCGCUGAGGCCGUCAAGCGGAAGGUUGAUGAGGCCGCUGCCAAAGCUGAUGAGGCCGUUGCCACGCCGGAAAAGAAGGCGAAGCUGGACGAGGCCAGCACAAAGGAUGAAGUUCAAAAUGGUGCCGAAGCUAGCGAGGUGGCUGCCUAAAAAGCAUUAUCGUGCUACACAAAUUUCGGCAGCUGCAGCAGCAACACAACAACAACAACAAGCGCAGCAGCACUAAUACAUUAAAUACUAACACACAAACAAAAUGAAAAACGAAAUCAUACACAAAAUGCCCACACACACACACACGCACGCACGCACACAGAGACAGACUAUCAACCCACCCGCUACCACAACCUCACCCGAGAGCCGCCUUCAAUAUAAAUAUAUGAGUAUGGAUGUGUCGGCUCUAUGUAAGUGUGCGCGGGUCCGUGUCUGUAGGUGUGUGUGUGUGUGUGUGUGGCAGGUUUAAUAACAAUCCUGUAUAGGAGCGUAGUCUUAAAAAGUACCGAUUCUCUGUCUCUCUACUAACACGCAAAAAACACACAAAAUCCAUUAUCAUUUAAAUUACUUAAAAACAAAACUUAACUUUAAAGCAAAAAGUAUAUAUAUUUAAAAAAAAACAAAAAACAAAAAGAAACGAAAAGCGCAAGCAAAAAGUAUGAUGCGACACACUACGUUUUAAGCAAAAAGUAUAAAGUUGUAAACAAAAUCGUAAACUAAAUAAUAAAACAAGGAAAGAAAGAAAUUUGCAAAACACUUAUUUAAGCGACAAAACAAAACAAUUGAGUAACAAACAAUUUCGCAUUAGCAUUUUGUCAUUUUUAAGUAUAAACAUAUGUAUUUCCUUUUAUAAUUUUAUGUACGAUGAAUCCUGAUCCUAUAUUAUACAUUAUAUAUAUAUAAAUAUAUUUCUA